AUGCCCGGAGGCCUACUUGCGGGUCCCCUGCGCGCUGCGUGCCUGGAGGAAGGCAUCGUGACCAACGAUGUGACGAUGCUGGAGCCGCCCGGGGCACCGCCACAGUAUGCCUGCAUCCUUAACGCACAGGGCCGCUACCUGCAUGAUCUGCUGAUGCACCGCACAAAGGACGAGGUGCCCACGUUGCUUGUGGAUGCCGACAGCCGGGGCACGCCCGACCUGCUGCGCCUGCUGAAGCGGUACCGCCUGCGCCAGAAGGUGGACAUCGAUGAUGUGUCGCAGCAGUACUGUGUGUGGGCACUGUACAGCGGGGAGGCGCCGGCGCUGCAGGCAGCUCUCUCCUCGCUUCCUCCGGGCUGGGCCCCAGACCCACGCCUGGAUCAGCUGGGCCUGCGCGCCGUGCUGCCCGCCGACGCAGAAGGCAGCGGCAGCGGCGGCGGCGGCGGCGCGGGCAGCCUGGGCAGCGUCAGCUGGCGGGACCACCGCCGCUGGCGCAUCCUUCACGGCGUGGCGGAGGGCGACAGCGAGAUCCCCACGGGCGAGGUGGUGCCGCUGGAGUUCAACAUAGAUGGCCUGGCGGGCAUCAGCUUCACCAAGGGCUGCUAUGUGGGGCAGGAGCUGAUGGCACGCACACACUUCAAGGGCGUGGUGCGCAAGCGCCUCAUGCCCUUUGUGCUGGCGCCGCCAGGCAGCGGCGACAGCGGUAUGGCGCAGCAGCAGCAGCAGCAGCAACAGCAGGCUGGCAUUGGCGCAGUGCCAGCCGCGGCCCUAGCAGCAGACGCGGCAGCUGUAGCUGGCAGCGACCAGGCGAUACGCGUGCAGCCGGGUGCAGCAGUCUACUGGGAGCAGCCGGGUGGCAGGCGCAAGUCGGUGGGCGUGGUGCGAGUGGCGGAUGGUGCGCUGGGGCUGGCGGUGCUGCGCCUGGCGGCAGUAGAGGCGGCCAGGGCGGCGGGGCAGUCGCUGGUGGUGGGGGAGAGCGAGGCGAGGGCAGAGCUGCAGCCAUGGCGGCCAAACUGGUGGCCUGAGGUGUGGGGCACAGAGGAGGAGGCUCAGCUCUCCAGCUUCUGCUUCCUCUUGGUGGCGCUGGUGUCGGAUGUGCUCCUCAUUCGCCUGUUUCUUGUGGGAGCCUACGUGUUUUUGUUCACUGCAUCGAUCCUGGGCAUGCCCGAGUGGCCAUCCGUUAGUUUUGAUGGCAGCAUCAAUGUCGUGGAGAUUGUCUGGUCCAGCGUCUGCUUGAUCUUCCACUUCCGUGCCUUUGCCAUGCUUCUCUGGGACGAGCGCCACAUCCGCUUCAGAAGCGAAGACGCUGAGCAGCUGUGGCGUUUGUUCUACCGCCGGGGCGGCAUGGGGCGGCUGGAAAUGCAGCAGGCACUCAAGUAUGGCCAGUGGGUGCGUGUCCCAGCUGGAGAGGCCAUCGUGCAAGGGGCAGCAGCGAGGCUCCGGUUCUUCGUUCUGGUGGAAGGCCACGUCAAAGUCACGUGCAUGUACAAGAACGUGCUGGAAGAAGCGCGCUACUUGUACAGCGGAGCCUGCUUUGAAAUGGUGGGAAACUUCUUCCGUAACUUCACUCUGGCUCAGCUGGGCAUGCUGCUGGUCCACAGACUCUACUCCAACCAGGAGAUGCAGUGUGCCACCGGCGAGCUGGAGCCCAAGGGGCUGCUGACCGGGGAGCAGCGCAGCCGGGAUUUCACCGAGCCUCUGCGGCCGUACGAGGAGCAGAAGGUCACCCUCAGGGGCUUCUUGGCCUGGCUCAGGCGCAGCUUCAACCCCUUCCCGCCUCGCGGCCUGCGGCACAAUGCGCUGCCCAUCACAGGCAUCAUGGCCCGCAACCGGCUGGUGGCGGUGAAGGCGGCCAAGGCCAAGGCCGCCAUGGAGGCGGCAGACUCGGCCUCCGGCAUGGGCGACGACUGCGAGCAGCUGGCGCGCCACUCAACCGACGAGGGCAGGCGGGCAGCGGUAGAGAUGCUGGAGGGGAUGCAGACCCUUGAGCAGCUGGACAUGACAACGGUGGAGGCGCUGCUGGGCAAGGCGGACAGCCCAGGGCCCCACCCAGGCCAGGCCACCUCGGCACGGCUGCGCCCAGGCAGCAAGAGGCACGUGGGCUUGGAUGGAACGCAGUGCUGUGAUGGGGCGGUGUAA
Messenger RNA from Chlorella variabilis, 2139 nucleotides. RefSeq lists its product as hypothetical. The record is from RefSeq and is a predicted model, not a curated record. The transcript has 12 exons. The coding region runs from base 1 to 2139 and encodes 712 amino acids. NCBI's taxonomy places the organism in Eukaryota, Viridiplantae, Chlorophyta, Trebouxiophyceae, Chlorellales, Chlorellaceae. Gene Ontology annotation, molecular function: protein binding. Gene Ontology annotation, cellular component: mitochondrial matrix.